Molecule: messenger RNA, 986 nt
Organism: Physella acuta
Lineage: Eukaryota; Metazoa; Mollusca; Gastropoda; Physidae
Product: kelch-like protein 24
Molecular function (GO): protein binding
Source: RefSeq, a predicted model, not a curated record
AUUUCUGGCGGUAAACUAAAAACGAAUGUCAUUUUAGAUUCGAAAUGCUACGUGAAAGAAAUCUAAAUUCUACUCUACAACCAGCCAUGUUUUUGUUCAAUCGUCAUUCUGUAGUUGACUAUCAUAAGGACGACGCCCUACGCGUAGCUAAGGAAGUCUGCAGAUGUUUCGAUGAAAACAAGGACAAGUUUACUGACUUUACCGUCAACGUUGGCAACACCAAGUUCAACUGUCAUAAGUUUGUCUUAAGUUCCUGCUCUGGUUUCUUUGAGGCUCUCAUGAGGACAGAUAAGAGAUCAAAAUCUGAAUCAAGUUGUACCAUACAUGGAAUAACGCCAGAAAUAUUUGGUCUUAUACUGGAUUUUUUUUAUAAAGGGAAGAAUGUUUUAACUGAAGAAAACAUGGUUGAAAUGUGGCACGCGUCUACUCUACUGGAAAUCACAUUUUUAAUUUCGGACUGUGAAACAUUUGUAAAAGAUAGAGUAAAUUUACAAAACUACUGGCAAAUAUUUAUUGAAGCUAAGCUGUUGAAUUCCUUCGUCGUUUUGAAGAAAACUAAAGAGUUUAUGGUGGAUAAUUUUCAGAAGAUUGCUGAAUCCGACGUCUUGAUGCAACUUUCUUUUGAUGAUUUAAAAUUCAUUUUAAAACACGAUUGGUGUCUUAGGACUGAUUAUGUCGUGCAAGCAGUUUUAAAAUGGACGUGUACAGAUGACUCUUAUCUGACUAGUUCUUCUAAUAAAUUGAGCAGCUUGUCACAUGGGAAAGAGAUUGCUUCGACGUUUGACCAGGAUAACAUAACACUCCGCAGGUCAUACCUUGGUCAGUUGUUUGCUCUAGUUCCAAUAAAACACACUUCCACGGAGUGCCUGGUCAAACUUUUGAACAAUAAAUUUGUCUUGGCAAAUUUUGGUGCCAUAACUCAAAUAACCAGGAUCGCAUCCAUUAGAGAAGUCAAAACAGAAACCAAAAAUCUUAACUGCUGCUAA